AUGGACCGCGACUUUUACUCCUUCGUCCGCUUGUCGGACCUCGACCUCAACCUCACCUUCCGCAUAUCCUCGCUGCAAGGCACACUCGACCGCAUCUCUCGCACACAGCUCCUGGAGAAGCCAGAAGCACGACACUGGGGUACACAACAUAGCAAGUUCCCGGACCUCAUCGUGGAAUGCCGACUUUUUUCCGACAAUAAGCCUCUCAGCGUGCCAGUCAAAACAGCCUACAAACCCUUUCGCAACAAACAUCAGUGGAACGAGUGGAUCACACUACCCUACAAACUUUGCGACCUUCCACUUGGCGCUCAGCUCACCUUUACCAUCUACGAUGUCGCAUCUAGCAACACAACACGUGUCAUCGGAGGAACGACCCUGCCGCUGUUCAGCAAGAAAGGCACGCUCAAGUCUGCUCAGCAUCGUUUAUUCGUAUGGAAGGGAGUCAAGGGCGAUGGGAGUGUAGAGACUGCUACUCCAAGUAAAGUCGGCGAGAUGAAAGAUGAGAUGGGAAGACUGGAGAAAUUGAUCAAGCGGCAUGAAAGAGGUGAUCUGCCUCGGGUGGAUUGGCUUGAUAAGCUGGCGUAUCGUCAGGUGGAGAAGGUGCAUAAGCUUGAGAGCCAAUCUAGCAACAGGCUGUUCUUGUAUCUCGACUUGCCGAGGUUUGAGCUUCCAAUUGUGUUUUGCGAGGCAGAGUCGAUCUUGCCGUCAGCAGAUGCUUCAAACGGACUCGCAUCUCUGUCAAACGCCAUGAUUGGGCCUAGCUCUGGAGCGUCGAUUGGUGGCGAGAGAGCAGCAGGUCACGAGCUCGGUGGUCCUGGAAGCGUUGUCUCGACGGCUUCGAACAACCUAAGUUCAGCGGCAGCAGCAGCAGCGGCUGCAGCGGCUGCACUCUCGACAGCAGAUCCAAACCGCAUCACCUCUUCACUCUUCACCAUCUUUGACCCUGAAAUCAUGCGAUCGAAUCCAGUCGAAGCAAAACAUCGUCGACUUGUUCGAUCGCACCGAUCAGGUCCACUCGACCGCGAGCUCAAACCGUCAGCAGAAGUUCGAGACGAACUCAAUGAGAUCCUCUCAUACCCACCAACGCGAGUUCUCACACCAGCAGAGAUGGAUCGAGUCUGGUCGUUCCGUUUCUAUCUCACACGCGAUCCAAAGGGUCUCACGAAAUUCCUGAAAUCGGUUGUAUGGACUGAUCAGGGUGAGGCGAAGCAAGCUACGGAGGUACUUUUGCCAAUGUGGACUGAGCCUGGUCUCGAUGAUGCGCUCGAGCUGCUCGGACCUACAUUCAAGGAUCCUCGUGUAAGGUCGUAUGCUGUGCGUCAGCUGGAGAGAGCAGAGGACGAAGAGCUGAUCUUGUAUUUGUUACAGCUGGUACAAGCUCUAAAGUUCGAGAAACCUGUAACACAUAGCUCGGGAGGUCAGGCUGGAUCUGCAAGUGGUGACCGUGAGAGCGAGUCUCGUCGACUAUCUGCUACUCGCCCACCAGCCAAGUCACCUUCCAACUCAUUGACAGUGGAUGGCGCAGAGGAAGACAGCAGCGGUCUCGCCGAUUUCCUCAUCUGCAGAGGUGUCGCCAGCCCCUUACUGGGCAACAAUCUAUAUUGGUAUCUCGAGGUCGAAUGCGAAGAUCCGAAGACAGGAACGCUGUUCAAGGCAGUCAAGCGGAGGUUUUUGGACCGUCUUGGUUCGCUUCCCAGCGGUGCAGAGAGAAGGGAGACGAUAACAAGGCAGGCGACCUUGCUUGCUGUGCUUUCGAGACGCGCCAAGGAGCUUAGGUCGAACAGGGACGCGAGGCCAAAGAAGAUCGAAAAACUCAGAGCACUUAUUGCUGAUCCGAAGAAUGGAUUGAAUCGGUUUGACCCUCCGCUAAUGCUGCCGUUGGAUGCUUCGAUCUCGGUGACAGGUAUCGUAGCGGAUAAGAGCUCGAUCUUCAAAAGUAAUCUCUUCCCGCUCAGGCUUGAGUUCACCACUGUGGUCAACACCGCAGUGAAACCGAGUGAUGGCGAAGACGUGGAAGCAAGUGGACAUUUGCCGCACAGUAUCACAGCAAGCCUGAUUGAGGAUGACGAAGAAGGGUCCCUCCUCAAUGACGAGUCUCGCCCAGGCGGAAGCAGCAAAGACAAGGAUGACAAGAAAGCGGGCGAAGUAGGCAACUACACUUUGAUCUUCAAAAACGGUGAUGACUUGCGACAAGAUCAACUUGUCAUCCAGCUCUUCUCCCUGAUGGAUCGACUUUUGCGAAACGAAAAUCUCGAUCUCAAAAUGACCCCCUACCGUGUCCUAGCAACGGGCAGCAUCGACGGUAUGGUGCAGUUCGUCGACUCUCUCUCCAUCGCAGCCAUCCUUUCCGCUCAUCAAAACUCCCUCCUCAACUUCCUCCGUGCUCACCAUCCCCAACCGACUUCACUGUCGACUUACGGCGUUGACCCAGGGGUAUUCGAAACAUUCAUCCGCUCCUGUGCCGGCUACUGUGUCGUCACCUACCUCCUAGGCGUGGGAGAUCGGCAUCUCGACAACCUCCUUCUUUCUUCCGACGGACACUUCUUCCACGUCGAUUUCGGUUACAUUCUGGGUCGAGAUCCAAAACCGUUCCCUCCACCAGUAAAAGUUUGUAAGGAAAUGGUCGAUGCUAUGGGCGGCACACAGUCUCCGCACUAUGCGAGGUUCAAGGCGUUCUGCUACACCGCCUUCACAAAUUUGAGAAAGAACGCAAAUCUGAUUCUGAAUCUGGUAACUUUGAUGGUGGAUGCGAAUAUUCCAGAUAUCAGGUCGGAGCCGGACAAAGCGGUACUCAAAGUGCAGGAUAAGUUCUUGUUGCAUUUGAGCGAGGAUGAGGCGAUCAAGGAGUUUGAAGGGUUGUUGAACGAGACGAGUUACCUGUCGACUAUGUUUGAUAGGUUGCAUGAUAUGGCGCAGUAUUUCAGGCAGUAG
Ustilago hordei is the source of this 2931-nucleotide messenger RNA. RefSeq lists its product as uncharacterized. Gene Ontology annotation, molecular function: 1-phosphatidylinositol-3-kinase activity. The transcript has a single exon. Gene Ontology annotation, biological process: endocytosis; phosphatidylinositol-mediated signaling; autophagosome assembly. The coding region runs from base 1 to 2931 and encodes 976 amino acids. Gene Ontology annotation, cellular component: cytoplasm; endosome; phosphatidylinositol 3-kinase complex, class III, type II. The record is from RefSeq and is a predicted model, not a curated record. NCBI's taxonomy places the organism in Eukaryota, Fungi, Basidiomycota, Ustilaginomycetes, Ustilaginales, Ustilaginaceae.